UGUUUGACCGCUCCUAUGAGUUGAUAUGAUGCUAUUCGCGCGGUCACGUGACUUAUAUCAAAAUCUCUUGCGCUAGUCCCAACAUGGCCGUAAAUGUGCAAGCUCCGCGUGCGCGAACAACGCGGCGCGAGUCUCCAGAAAUUAUCAGCUACGACGAUAGUUCACUCGAACCAAUCUAUCCUCUCACCCAUACUUCCUUGACAACAAAACUGAAGUGGCAUAUUAAUCCCUGAUCAAACCAAGAACACAGAUUUCUCGCUAAUAGCUUCGGCGCCCCUCCAAUAUGGAGAGUUUCGAAAACAUCUAUCUCGACCUGUCUAAACAACCAGGAAAAUGCAAGCUAGCAGAGAGUGGUAUGGGAUGGCGACCAUCCGGUGGCGGAGAUACCUUCACUUUAGAUAGCAGCAACAUAGGCGCUGCGCAAUGGAGUCGAGCAGCUAAGGCAUAUGAGUUGAAGAUUCUCUCCAGGACAUCAGGUGUCAUCCAGCUUGACGGGUUUGAGCAAGAGGACUUCGAGCGACUCAGCAAAGCUUUCAAAGUCUGGUACGGUGUUGCAAUCGAGCAACGCGAACAUGCUCUGCGAGGAUGGAAUUGGGGCAAAGCAGAAUUCACAAAAGCCGAACUUGCCUUUAAUGUGCAAAACCGCCCUGCCUUCGAAAUCCCUUACUCAGAAAUCUCCAACACAAACCUAGCAGGCAAAAAUGAAGUUGCUGUUGAAUUCGCUCUGCCAACAGACGAAAAGACAAACGGCCACAUUGAAGGAAGCACAAAAAACCGUGGUCGGAAAGCCGCUGCUGGGACAGACGAAUUGGUUGAAAUGAGAUUUUACAUUCCAGGCACCAUAUUAAAGAAGGAAAAGGCCGACGGAAGCGACGUCAAGAAAGAGGGCAGCGAGGGAGAAGAGCAGGAGGAGCCAGAGGAGGGUGCAGAGGAGCAAAAUGCAGCAAACCUUUUCUACGAAACUUUGAUGGACAAAGCCGAGAUUGGCGAUGUUGCUGGAGAUACAUUUGCUACCUUCCUGGAUGUUCUACAUCUCACUCCUAGAGGUCGUUUCGAUAUUGAUAUGUAUGAAUCAUCGUUCCGAUUGCGUGGCAAGACAUACGACUACAAGAUUCAGUAUUCGUCGAUAAAGAAAUUCUUCUUGUUGCCUAAGAACGAUGAGAUGCACACUUUGAUCGUCUUUGGUCUGGACCCGCCACUCCGACAGGGUCAAACGCGGUAUCCUUUCCUAGUUAUGCAAUUGAAGCUAGACGAGGAAGUCAGCAUUGAGCUCAACAUGACAGAGGAACUACUGCAAGAGCGCUACAAAGACAAGCUUGAACCCCGCUAUGAGGAGCCUAUCCAUCAAGUCAUCACCAAGAUUUUCCGUGGCCUUUCGGGGAAGAAGGUCAUCAUGCCAUCAAAGGACUUUAUCAGCCAUCACGGUCACAGUGGCGUGAAGUGUUCCAUCAAAGCCAACGAAGGUCUAUUAUACUUCUUGGAUAAGAGUCUAAUGUUCGUUCCCAAACCAGCUACAUACAUUCAGAUGGAGAACAUCUCUGUAGUUACCAUGUCGCGUGUCGGCGGAGCCAUUUCUGCAAGCCGUACAUUCGAUAUUACAGUCAGCUUAAAGGGGGGUCUCGGGGAGCACCAAUUCAGUAACAUUAAUCGCGAGGAGCAACAACCCCUCGAAGAGUUCUUCAAAGCCAAAAACAUCCGGCUCAAGAACGAGAUGGUUGACGAAACUGCCGCCCUGCUCGCCGCCGCUCUCGAGAACAACGACCUUUCUAGUGAAGAGGAAAUUCAACUCGACCGCGGCUCUGCAGACGAGGAUGAGGAGUCUGUCGACGAAGAUUUCCAUGCUGAUUCCGACUCCGACGUCGCCGAAGAAUACGACUCUGCCCACGAAAGCAGCGGCAGCGGUAGUGAAGCCGAAAUGGAUGAUGCAGAUGCCGAUGAGGAUGUUGUUGAUGAGGAUGACGAUGAAGUGGAAGAAGACCGACCUAAGAAAAAAUCCAAAGUCGGAAAAUAAAAGAUUAUUCCGGCCAGUUGGUUCAUGACAUAUCCAGAAACAAUCAUGUAUCUUUCUUUUUUUUGUGUUACUUUUCCCCCGUCAAACGAAGAAAAAUUAAAUGAGCGUUCGGCUUGGAAAAGAAGGUUCUUCUGUUUCUGUAACUAUUCUAGGGAUAGGUAGGAAAUAGGGCAGUAUUGGGCAUAUACUUUCAUCAUUCUCUGUACCUUUACAUUUAUUUGAUCGGGCGUUCUGUCUUUUCUCUCCAACAUUGAAAACGGGAGCUUAUCAAAACUAUCAACACCACCAAUCAAUAAGUUAAUACGGAUCUACUU
This is a messenger RNA of Talaromyces proteolyticus, 2325 nucleotides long. RefSeq lists its product as uncharacterized. Gene Ontology annotation, molecular function: histone binding; DNA binding; nucleosome binding. Gene Ontology annotation, cellular component: nucleus; FACT complex. Lineage: Eukaryota; Fungi; Ascomycota; Eurotiomycetes; Eurotiales; Trichocomaceae. The transcript has 7 exons. The record is from RefSeq and is a predicted model, not a curated record. The coding region runs from base 284 to 2011 and encodes 575 amino acids.